AUGAAAAAUUUAAAAGAAUGUUUAUCUUCUGAGGGAAGUUAUAAAAACAUAAAACGAUUUAAAGAAAAUAUAUAGGAUGAGGAUACUUUGAACUAAGUAGUUGAGACAUUGGAGGACAUUUUUCAAAGUCCGAAAUCGCAACCGAUUUAAUUAGUGCUUGCAAUGAGAGUAAGUCUGUUGGUAUGUUUAGCUGAGCAGUUGACAAAAGAACUCAUGGAUCUACAUUAUGAUUGUGUUGUGUAUUCUGUGACCAACAACAUUAUUUAUAUGAUCGAGGAUAUUAUCAUGGCAGAUCUAAAGAAAAACGAGAGAGGCAAAUUUUAUUUCAGUGAUUAACCAGAUUAAUCCCUUUUAUUGCUUGGAAAUACACUAAUACGAUUAGCACUUGAAAGCAUUUUUGUAUGGAACCUAUGGCACCCAAAUAAUUUAGCCAUUACUCAAGUUUAUUAAAGAUUAAUUGACUAAGGUGUCUAGUUCCCAAAAUUGCACUAUUUUAAUGCUCAGAAAGUCAAAGAAUACUAUCUAACUGUCAAAGAGAGCUCAAAGAAUGGUACUCUCUAUCGAAAACAAUCCUUAAUGUUGAAUGACCAAUAUUUUGAUCAACUCAAAUAGAAGAUUGAGAAGAAUCAGUACAAUACCAUAAAAUUGCAUGAAAUUAAUGAGGAAUUAAAAUAGAUUAAACAUGUAAACGAAAAUUAGAAAUAAUUCAUUGAAAAUUUCAAUAAGGCUUACAAAGACUAUCUAGUAAAUAAUAAAUUAGACGAGUUCAACAAUUAAGUAUAAUCAAUUUGUUUAGAAUAUGAUGAAUUGUCAAGCCAAAAGAAACAGAAUAGCGCAAUCUAAUUAUGUACAUAUUCAACAGAUAAGCAAAGUAAUCAAUUUUCAAGAAGUAUAAGUUCCUAAAAUUCUUAACAGAAGAAUGGUAGCAAUAACAAACAACAAUCAAUUGAACAACUACUACAUGAAAAUGAGUUGAUUUAGGCAUAAAUACAAAGCUUUGAAAUUCCAAAAGUCAAUAGUCAUAUAUAGAAUAUAGACAUGUGA
Messenger RNA from Paramecium tetraurelia, 1044 nucleotides. RefSeq lists its product as uncharacterized. The record is from RefSeq and is a predicted model, not a curated record. NCBI's taxonomy places the organism in Eukaryota, Ciliophora, Oligohymenophorea, Peniculida, Parameciidae. The transcript has 8 exons.